GUCGCUCCAGUCCAGCAGGUGGCGCAAACGCGCAGUGUGUUCCAUAAAACAACAGUGCGGUGUUGUUGUGUCUUAUGAAGGAUGUUCAUCAUGAGCGAUCAGAUGGAUGUGAUGUGCUGUAAAUCAGUAGGAACUGAUCUGUCCAUGUUGGAUAUUGAGGAUAUGAUGACAGAGAUCUUUCAGCUGAGGAAAGAGGUGGCGUUACUGCAGGAAAAGCUUGAGGAGUACGCUGAAGUGAACAAAAAGGAUGUAUCUGGUGUCUCAGUCUGUGGCUUCACUGAUCAAACAUCUACAGAGCUUCUUUUUUCUACCUGUAAUGAAAACCAAAAGACAUCAGCGAACCUGCUGGACUGCGGGAUGGAGCUAAAACAAGAACCCACAGAAGAAGGAGAACAGACAGAUGAUGGUGGUUUGAUUUAUUUAGACCCGACAGAAGUGAGGGAGGACAUUUCUGAACAGGAUGAAAUAGAGGAGAAACCUUAUCAUUUAAUACUUGUAGACGAUUCCAUGAGCUGCUUAACCCUGGAGAACCCAGGAGAAUCCCAAAAUCCUUUUCUUCUAUUUAACAAAUUUGACCCCAUGGGUUCUCCAGGGUUAAAGACUUUAUCACCCAAAAAAUCUCAACAAACAAAAGUUAAUGAAUCUCUUAAGUGUCCACAGUGUGGAAAGAUCUUCACUCGUAAAAACCACCUUUGCAUACACAUGCGAAUUCACACUGGAGAAAAGCCUUUCAGAUGUGACCAGUGCGGAAAGGCUUUUAUUCGUAAGUAUGACUUAAGUGUGCACAUGCGGAUUCACUCUGGAGAUAAGCCUUUCAUAUGUGGCCAGUGUGGAAAGACCUUCAUACGAAAUUCUGACCUCAGUGUGCACAUGCAAGUUCACAAUGAAGAAAAGCCCUACGGAUGUGACCAGUGUGAAAAGACCUUCCAUCGUAAGUAUGACUUAAACGUGCACAUGGGAGUUCACACAGGAGAGAAUCCUUACAGAUGUGACCUGUGUGGAAAGAACUUUACCCGUAAGAGCAACAUUAAUACGCACAUGCAUAGUCAUACUGGAGAAAAGCCUUACAGAUGUGACCUGUGUGGAAAGGCCUACACUUGUAAGAGCAACCUUACUUUGCACAUGCGAAUUCACACCGGAGAAAAGCCAUACAGAUGUGACCAGUGUGGAAAGACCUUCACUCGUAAAAACAUCCUUUUUAUGCACAUGCGAACUCACACGAGAGAGAAGCCUGAACUACAGUGAAAUUUGAUUCAUCAUUUCCUCCAAUUCCACUGUAUUAUAUUCAUUCGAAAGCUUACGAUUGUCCACACUGACAAAUUAUUACAUAAAGUAUGUAAAAUGUCACUAGACCUUAUCAUGCUAUGUAUCAUACUAUGACACACUGUACAAGAUAAAGUAAUUGUAUUUUGUUGUAUACAAAUCACGACACCUUGAUGCAAAUUAGGGCUAGAAUAAAAUACCCAACUUUGUUUUCUGUCCAAUAUUGGGUUACAAACAACCCAGCCUUUUUUAUAUAGUUUCCGGUGCUAAAUAAGAAGGUCUGCAUAUUUUGUUUCUUUAUUAAUUGUAAGUCUUGUUUUGUGUUUUUA
Paramisgurnus dabryanus is the source of this 1592-nucleotide messenger RNA. RefSeq lists its product as uncharacterized. NCBI's taxonomy places the organism in Eukaryota, Metazoa, Chordata, Actinopteri, Cypriniformes, Cobitidae. Gene Ontology annotation, molecular function: RNA polymerase II cis-regulatory region sequence-specific DNA binding; DNA-binding transcription factor activity, RNA polymerase II-specific. Gene Ontology annotation, biological process: regulation of transcription by RNA polymerase II. The record is from RefSeq and is a predicted model, not a curated record.